Rotaria sordida is the source of this 570-nucleotide messenger RNA. NCBI's taxonomy places the organism in Eukaryota, Metazoa, Rotifera, Eurotatoria, Philodinida, Philodinidae. The record is from the annotation of a GenBank genome assembly.
AUGGAUGCAUUUUUAACACCAAAUUAUGACUUUUAUCCAGUAGUAUAUUCAUGUUCAUGUUCAUCAUCUGUAUUUGAUGGUAAAUUAUUUGAUAAUAAAUUAGGAAGAACUUGUUCAACAUCAACAAGAACAAUGGAUAAAUUUUUGUCACUUGAUUAUUAUCCUCGUAAUCAUUCAUUUGAUGAUUCUCCACCAUCUGUUGAAGAUUUACGAGAACAUUUUGCUUCAACUUAUAUUUUAACAAUUGGUCAUCAUGAUACAGAUGAUAGUUCCUGUCGAAUUAAUAUUGAUAAUCGAGCACGACAAGAACAUGAUGAAGAUGAACAAUGUGAACAAUAUAUUCCACUACUACCUGAAUUUUCCCAAGAUGAUGAUUUUUAUCCAACACCAUGUUCAUCUUCAUCGUCAUUAUCUUUCAUUGAUGAUAAAUUACUUCAUAAUGAAUUAGAAAGAAUUAGUAUAACAUCAACAAUAGCAACGGGUCAAUUUUUAUGUAUUGAUCAUCCUCGGUGUCAUUCAUUUGUUAAUGAUUUAUAUUUAAUUGAUACAAAUAAUUUUCGGUAUCAUUGA